This is a messenger RNA of Papaver somniferum (opium poppy), 2683 nucleotides long. RefSeq lists its product as uncharacterized. Bases 409 to 2676 code for a protein of 755 amino acids. Gene Ontology annotation, molecular function: nucleic acid binding. The record is from RefSeq and is a predicted model, not a curated record. The transcript has 5 exons. NCBI's taxonomy places the organism in Eukaryota, Viridiplantae, Streptophyta, Magnoliopsida, Ranunculales, Papaveraceae.
UGAAGAAGAAACCAACCAGAUCUCGCAUUUUCUCAUCAGAUUUUUUAUUUUUAUUUUACUUGGCUAUCUUAUCUGACUGAAUAUAGUAUUUUAAUUUUCAGUUUAAUUUUCUUUUUGUGUAAUAGUAUUUGGUUGUGUUGUGAAAUUAGGGUUGCUGAUCAUCACUUCACCAAGCCUUCUAAAAAAAAUUACGUGCGAAUAUAUUUCCUUCUAAUCUGUAACAAAUGUGUAUGAUAGUUUGGAUCUUAAAUUGAUUUUAUUUUGAAUUUAAAAAUGCACACUUAUUUUAUUGAUUUUUUCUUUUUCCUUUCUUUUGGGUGAUAUUAGAUUUGGGAAUUUUGUGAAUUAAAGGGGAUGGUGAUGGUUGAGGUAGAAGCAGCUGUCCGAAGAAGAGUUGCAUAAAUCCUGAUGAAGCACAAAGAUUAUGUUGGUGCUAGGAGAAAGUUGCUGGAUGCACAGAAAUCAUAUCUAGGACUUGAAUAUAUUGAUGAAUUGAUAAAAGUAGGUGACAUAGUAUGUACAGCUGAGUCUCAAAGGAAGAGUGGAAGUGAUUGGCACUUGGUUCUCCAGACUAACAAGGCAGCCAAUGGGUCUGACAUAGUGUUUGAGUACACAGAGCUGGUCAGAAGUUUGGAACCUGUUAAGAACAAGUUUCCGGAAACUCAAUCAGCUUUCGGGGUCAUCGAAAAAGCUUAUUGUGUGCUUUCAGAUAGAGAAAAACGUUGCGAGGUUGAUUCAAGAAGAGCUGGAAGCUUGGGUUCUUGUGGUUCUGCGGUGCCAUUAGAUAUAGCUAAUGAAGGCAAAAGGGUUGAAGCUGAUGAGCCUAUGGUUGAUGCUGGUGCUGUUGAUGACAGUUCCUCUGUAAUGGGUCAGGCUGAUGUUCAGGAUCUGGGGUCAUUGGUUUGUACUGAUUCUAGUGCAGCAAUUAUGGAUGCUACUGAUUCUGCGGCAGUAAUGAAGGAGGCUACUGAUUCUACUGCAGCGGGCGUGGUUGUUGCAGUUUCUGUGGAAGCCAGUGUCACAGUCACCCAGAGUGUGGUUACCGAGUUUUUAUGCAGUUUUGAAGAAUUUCAGAACAAGGAAGCUGAUAGGGAGCCUGAGGUUCCAAAUCAUCCUUCUGGGGGUUCGAUGCAUAGCCCGUCCAUUCAAAAUAGUCAGGUAUCUGAAGUUAUCCGUGAUUUAGGGUUUCAAGUAAAGUCUGAGUCUAUUUCUACUGAUUGUGCGUCAAUUAUUGAAAACAGCAAACUAAAGGGUAAUUUAAAUGCUGAUAAUUUCCUUAUAGAACAAAAUGUUGUUAUGCCGGAGAUGGUGCAACCAUUAUCCAACGAUGUUUCUCCAGAUAAUCGAACUCUGCGUUCUCCGGUUGGUCAAGAGCCGUGUGAGAACCAGGACUCUAUGGAAGGGGAGUUUGAUGAGACUAGGGCUAUUGUGAACCUUGAUAAGAAAAAUGAUGCCUCGUUGGAAAAAUUGAAUCUAGAUAGGAGUACAGGGGAUGAAUCUAUGGAGGAACACAUAUCAGAGAGUAGGCAUGUUGAGUCAAAACAUAAUUCUGAUGAGAUGAGAGAGAAAAAUAGCUUACCCGAGGUUAAUGAUGUAAAACAAGAAAAUCAUGUUGGUCUUACGAGGGACAGCAUUUCUGAUAAGGGCAUUUCUCCUGAAGGGAAGAUGAGUCAUGGUGUUCCUUGUGAGAAACAAAAACUCGAAGAUAAAGUUGAUGACUCUAAUCUUAAACUGAAAUGUAUAUAUGUUCUACCAAGAUGUCAAAGCUUGCUGGUUGUUUCAAAAUUGAGUAAUGUUUUUAGUGACUGCCUAUUGCAGAUAGUCGCCAGGCCUAAAAGGGUUAUAGUAGCAGAUCAAGAAGUUGACAAGAACAAUAAACCUCCGAAGAGGCGGCGUAGGUGGAGUUCAGAAGCUCAAAAAGUUCCUGAACUGCAAGCCUCUACUCUUAAAUCUUGCACAACAUUGAAAAAUGCAUUUCCAUCUGAUGCACCCAAACAGAGCGUUGCUAAAUCUGACUCAGAACUCAGCCCUGAAAGUGCACAAGGGUGUGUGGUUUCACCAUCAGCAAAGCCUCCGACAACUUCACUUAGAAUCGACAAUUUUCUACGGCCAUUCACUCUAAAAGCGGUGCAGGAACUUUUGGCAAAAACUGGUGCUGUAUGCAGUUUCUGGAUGGACCACAUUAAGACGCACUGCUAUGUAACGUAUUCGUCUGUGGAGGAAGCGACAGAGACUCGGAAUGCUGUAUGUAAUUUGCAGUGGCCUACCUAUGAUGGAAAGCUGCUGUUUGCUGAUUUUGUUGACCCUCAAGAUGUGAAAAUGCGUGCUGAAGCACCUGCUGCAGCUCCUGUCAGCACCACCCCAAAAAGUACUUCGCCAACAGCACCAUUAUCUUCCAAACCACCAUUUGAAGCUUCUUUCCGUCAAGCAGUCCAGAGGAAGCAACUCCCACCACCACCACCACCACCACUAAUGACAUCUAAACGUCCAGCUCCUACUAGGGAUCACCUCCCUCUUCCACCCCCACCUCCUCUUCCCCAAAACGAAAAUCCUCGAAUUGUUGCAAUGGAUGAUUUUUUCAUGAGAACUACAUGCACUCCUCGUAUUUACUUUCUACCAUUGUCUGAAGAGCAGGUCGCAGCUAAGCUUGCCACCCAAGGCAAAAACACCAAGUAGAGUACAG